This is a messenger RNA of Punica granatum (pomegranate), 966 nucleotides long. Lineage: Eukaryota; Viridiplantae; Streptophyta; Magnoliopsida; Myrtales; Lythraceae. The record is from RefSeq and is a predicted model, not a curated record.
UCCUCGUCGGAUUUCAUUUUCCCGCCCUGAACUGAUCUCAGUGUCACUGGCAGUUCGACGGAUCAGAGGAGCCAUUGGUCGGAGCUCGAAGCUUCUGCUGGUUCUCUUCCUCGGAGACCACAGCGAUGGAGUUGGUAGCUGGCCGGAGAAGCUUUCAGUCGGUGGAAGUCAGGGUGGACGAUUCAGCCGAAUUCCGGUUAAUUGAAUGGACAAGGGGAUGGAGCUGCCGCGCGAUUCCCCGGCCAGCAAGUCCCGGUCUCCGCAAGCGAGGCCAUCUAAGGGGAAAGGCUCGCCGAGGCUGUUUAUCAGAGAAAUGGUUAUGAGGAACUUCAAGUCCUACGCAGGUGAACAGCGCGUUGGCCCUCUCCACAAGAUACAGAGCUUUUCAGCUGUUGUUGGCCCGAAUGGGAGCGGAAAGGGCAAUGUGAUAGAUGCGAUGCCUUUUGAGUUUGGUGAGCGUGCGAAGCAGAUGAGGCUCAACAAAGUCUCGGAACUCAUCCAUAAUUCAACAAAUCACCAGAACCCGACAGUGCCGGUGUUUCCGUUCACUUCCAGGAAAUCGUUGAUCUGCCUCAGAAACAAUAUGUUCAAGUUGGCUGAUCGGCUUGUGGGUAUAUAUAAGACUGACAACUGCACUAAGAGCAUCACCAUCAACCCCGGGAGCUACGUGGUGUGCGAGAAAGCCACUUGAUGCAUUGGACAAGAAUCUUGUUAGGGAUCACAAUCUCAUUCUCAUGUGGACAUUUCGAUCGAUCUCGUGUCUUUGCAAUUAAUGAGAUGUAAUAUAACAGCUUUUCUGUUUGAUGGGCAGAAGAAAAAAAGACAUAUAUCAUCUGCUUCACAAGUGUAAUGUUGUAAGUUUAUUCGCAGAUUCCUGAUUUCAUGAACUUUUUUAGGGGAAUAUUCCGAUUGUUAGGCAGGUUUUAUUAUUAUUAUUGUUAUUAUUUAAUAAAAAAAAAAGGAAAC